Molecule: messenger RNA, 1765 nt
Organism: Monosiga brevicollis MX1
Lineage: Eukaryota; Choanoflagellata; Craspedida; Salpingoecidae
Exons: 15
Coding region: 50-1765 (571 amino acids)
Biological process (GO): protein phosphorylation
Molecular function (GO): protein tyrosine kinase activity; ATP binding
Source: RefSeq, a predicted model, not a curated record
UGGAUGAACGCGUCGCACCCCUCCAGCGUGAUCAAACAGCACCACAGCCAUGAGUGAAGGCUAUGCUGCCUUCAAGGAGGCCUUCACCCGUCUUUUGGACGUCAAGGUCGCCCGCACCUUUAACCAAGUCUUGAAAGACUUUAUGACCAACCAGGACAUGCAUGCCUUUGUGGACAAACUCAAGGAGAUUUGUCUCGAUCCGCCCGAGCGGACCGAGCUCCUUUAUGUUGUGCGCGCCGUCUUACCCGAUAUCCUCGUUGAAGCUUACGACAAUGAACUCGGCGGGGAACUCUUGAAGAUUGCCCAAUCCCAGCGCGACGGUUCCGAUCUCGAGGAGCCGGCCCGCCGAUCUUACGAGGUUCACUACCUCGGCAGUGGCGGCCUUACUCACAUUCCCACUCUCGACUCUGAAAACGAUCAGGAGAUGCUGGUGGCUGUUCUCCGCGCCAUCUUUGCCAGUGAGCAGACGGCCACCCCCGUCUAUUUGGAGCUGACAGCUGAUAGCAUCCGCUCCGUGGAUGUGGAAAUGGGCCACGCCAUCACGACGUGCUCUUUGGAACAUACUGUCUACUGCAACAUUGUUAACCUUACCGAGUCGGCUGCCGAUACAGUCCUGGUCCUGGUCUAUCAAGAUCCCAUUUACGAGAUUGUCGUUGCACACUAUUACACCUGUAGCCUCGUCUUGGCAAAGGAGGUGGUGGUGGCCGUUUUGGGCGGUGAUAUUGGCACAGACCAAAUUGCCGAUCCCUUCGCUGCCGUGGAAGAGGCCGAGGAGCCGGCCGAGGGCGAAGUUUUUGAAAUUAUGCAGCUUGAGCGCCGACGGCUCAAGCAUCAGCAAGGCUUGGGUGCGGGUCAAUUCGGCAUGGUGAGUCAGUGCCUUCGACUGGCUCCUCCCGACGAGGGCUGCACCUCAUCUCUGAAGGUCUAUCUGGCUGAGCUGUCCGAUGACACCAAAGGCCCUCAUCCCGUCGCCGUCAAAAUCUGCCGCGUGGACAACAAGCACGAAGAUGAGCUCGAGUUUGCACGUGAGGCCGUCGUCAUGCAAGCACUUCAGCAUCCCCACGUGGUUGAGUUGGUUGGCGUGUGUAUGGAGCGAAAGCCGUGGAUGUUGGUUCUAGAGUACAUGGCCUACGGUAACCUCAAGAGCUUGCUCGAGUCAUGCUUGGAACGCAAGCUUCAGCUGACUAGCUUAGAAAUGAUUUACAUGUGUCGACAGCUGGCUGAUGCUUUGAGUUACAUCCAUCAAAAGGGAUUCGUUCACAUGGAUGUUGCCGCACGGAAUGUCCUCUGCGGUCCCAACUGCCUGAUCAAGCUGGCCGACUUUGGUCAGAGCCAACAAAAGGAUGAAGAGGGCCGCUUUGUGCUGCGCAAAGUCAUGCGAUUGAGCGUGCGCUGGAUGGCACCUGAAACCCUGGCUGGCUUGCGCAAGGUCUUCAGUGAGCGCACUGAUGUCUGGGGUUACGCCGUGACCUGCUGGGAGGUUUUUAUGUAUGGGCGCACGCCGUUUACGCGCCUCAAAACUGAGGCUGCACGAGACAUGAUCAUGCGGGGCCGGGCACGGCUCACCUCGCGGCCCCCAACCACGUGUCCCAAGGACAUGUGGGCCGUUCUAUGCACGUGCUGGGACUACGAGCCCGGCAAGCGACCCUUGUUUGCUGCUCAUCGGUGCCUGCGUGCAGAGCUAUCGGAUGCACUACACGAUCUGGAGGAUAAGAGGCGGGGUGAACCGGCUCCUCGUGAUAUCGGUGCUAUGCUCAAGCAAUAA